AUGUAUCUCGCUCGACAGCAGCAAGUGAGUGAGUAAAUAUACAUCGAUGUGUCGCUUUUUAAUUUAACCAGAAAUUAAGUACGAACUUGGAGUAGAUUAGUGCAUUUAAGGUCCAUAUGCCCAGACCGAGGUUUUCAUGCAUGAGAAUUUGAACCGAAAUCCAUUAGCCACAGCGGAUAAUCGCGUAAUAUUUAUUAACUGCCGACAGGCAGCUAGUAGUAUACUUUAGGGUAAGGUGAUAUCAUACUAACAGGGCGGGCGCUAACCAAAAUCCCAUACACACGGGUUUCGCCGAUAUUCUGCCGCUGCAUGACAGAGCUGUGAGGGUUUCGGCUCGUCAGUGGGUUCCCCAGCGUUUCCCGUCUCGUUUCUGGUAGAUAAUCCAAUUGGGAAAUCGUUGCUUUUUAAUGUCCUCAGAAAGUAACUACGAACUUGGAGUAGAUCAGUUUAUUCAGGGUCCAUAGACUUAGACUUUAGCUUACGCUACCAACCUUAAAAGCUGCGGCUCCGUCUGGUUCGGUUUUUCCGCGCUAAUGUGAAAGAGGGACGAUGGUGGCAUGCAAAGCACCUCCAUUCGCCGUCGACUGCUGAUUUCAGUGUUCACAAAGUGUGUAAGAGUGGGGUUUUAUGUUACCAACAACGAUGAAUGCAUUACAUUAUCUGCUUUACCGUACUGGUAACAAUCGAGAGAUGGCACCCAAGAAAAUCCGCCUAACCGAAACAGCCUGUCUUACGGGACAGGUAGUAAUAGGGGUUUUAUGGGUGAUGGCUGAUGGGAUGUACGCUACUAGUCGACAGAAAGCCUUAUUUGAACAGGUGAAUGAUCGAAGUUGGCCGGCUCUCCGUUCCGUUAUCGCAAAAUGAGUCGCCAAAGGCAGUAUAGUGGUAACGGACAAAUGGAAGACGUAUAAUCGCCUUCCCCCAGAAGGUUAUCUGCAUUCCUCUGUUAACCAUUCAAAGGACUUCAAGGACUCUACCACCGGCCGACACACCAAUGCCAUUAAGGCAUACUGGUGUAGACUGAAAAGGAAACUCCACGAGGGAGGCCCUGUGUGCGGUCGAGCUGUGUAGGCUCUUAUGCACGAAGUACAGUAUCGUCAUUGGUUUGGCUUCAAUGCCAUGUCUUUGACAGAUGACUGGGAACUGUUUUUGUCCCAUGUUAUGCAGACUUAUCCUAUUUAAAAGUGAUUUGUUUGGUAAUAAACUGCCAUAAUGCGAAUGUAUGCCGUAUAUUCAGGUGUGCGUGUGUAACGAUGGGGAAUGUUGGGUAACAGCGACCAUCGUCCAUGUAACCUCCUGCGAUGUUCUUUCGGCCAGCCCAUGUUAGGCGGUCGGGGAAAGUAUAAGUAGUGCGUAAAUGUAGGCCUGCAACCGUUGAUAUAGCCGGAAGGCGUUUGAGGCAACAGUUAAAGGCAUUAUUUCUAGGUAACGGAUUUUUUUGGGUGUCAUCUCCCGAUUGUUACCACCGUUAUUCCUCCUCGUGUGUGUCUGCAUUCGCCCAUCAAGUUCGUAGAGGGAGUUUGUUCGACAGGAACCAAAACGGACCCGACAUACAAUAUCCGAGAUCGCGACCUUUCGCUCCCAUUAUUUAUCACCACACCGUUGCUUCAGGUAAAUCAGCAUCGUCAGAGGUGAGCUCACAGACAGAAGGCUUGAAAGGUAAAAACCAGGUACGUUGCAGGCCACAUCGAUGUUUGUCUACUCACUCACUUGCCCCUGUGGAGCGAGAUGUAUUGACCGCACAACGAGACACCUAAAAAGAGAGUUCGUGAACACAUACCGGUCUAACUAGGCAGAGACGAAAAUAGAUUAAUUCCGAGUUCUAUUCCCGCACAUCUUGUCGAUACGAAUGACUGAGUCGAUGCCAAAGAGGCCUUUUAGGUUGUCUACCGGACACCAACAAACCUCCUCAGAGGCCUACGCCAACAGAUGCUAGCUACAGUUUUACCAGUGGCUAUACGGCAAGCGAAUCAAGUGAUAUGUUGUCAGUGGAUGUGGAAUCAGGCGCUCAGUUUUCUGUGACCAACGCCGACCCCAUAUGAUUAUUGCAUGCCAUCCCGACCCCCUGAUGGCAGUGAUGUAUACUCCACGUACCCGACUUACAAGCAUUGCCCACAGCCCAUGUCAACCUCUCCCCCUCGCCCCAAUGAUUAUAACACGGCGAACUAGUUGUUCGGGGUGGGGCGGGGAUAAUGAUAAUUUAUAGCCCCUGAGUCGUUUAUAAACCUUGCGGUCUUCUCAUGUUUUCGAUUUUUAUGCAAUUGUACAAACCGAAAACGCGUGUUUGCGCAUUUGACUUUUCAUUUCGAUGAUUUUUGAUGAAAUAACGAAUAAUUUUGGGUUUUAGUCACUUUGCCGUAUGGGCUAAGAAAUUCGGGAACGGGCAUAUGACGGUUGUUUUCUGGCUGCGUGUAUUUCAUAUUUCGUAUUCAGGUGGACUUGCACACCGUGUUGUAUUGCAGCUGCUUCCAUUCUUUUGCGACGAUUUCGAUGAGACUUGACAAAUGAGGGGAGAAUUCGCGAUGUCGAGUCCUACAAAUCGAUUAAGAAGGUUUCAAUAUUAGAUCAGGGAAGCGAACAGAUCGCCGAAUCAGGUUAUGAUGUUUGGAGAGACUGCGCCAACCGAGGUGGGUUUUUGGAUCGCUGAGCAUGUGCAUGUACUAAUCGGUGUUAACACACUCUCGAUCGAUGAGUUUCGUUCAUUAAUCCGUAGCGUUACUCUCAAGGGAACCUUCCAAUCGUUGCUUGGAAGCAGUCCUUUAACCAGCCGAUGGGAUUCAUGACCUCAAAAAUACUGGAAAAGUAAAAUAAUAUACGAAUCGACAUUCCGACCUUUAUUUCUGGCAUUAGCUGCCGAUUGCUUCAUAGAACCGUUGGAGUAAGGACGGUGACUUGCGCGCAAAUUGUCUUUUAGUGAUAGCAGACUUGCACUUUAUCUACCGCACUCUGUACUCUCCCCCACCAUGGCGCAGUAUCAUGAUAGAGUCAAGAAGGUCAGAGGCGAGAGAGGGCGCAGAUGACGUGCAUGGCAAAAACUCGCAUCUAGGUGCACUGUCUCACCCCCUGGUUCACAAAGUUCACUCAUCAACAAGAAAAGAAGGGGGAGUGACUUGGAUCCCAAAUUGCGCGAUGUCAGCCUGAACCUAGGCGUUCCUCCAUACUCCAAUAUUGGCAUUUUUUAUGGGUGCCCAUCCCGAAUAACGCCUACCGGACCCCGAUCUCUUUCUCGCGCUGUUCCAGCGUAUCUAACUAACAAAUCUCAUCUAAACAAAUUCGGCAAAUUAGCAUGGGAAAUUCUGGCAGCCAAAACAGUUAGCACGGAUAUAAUACAGCAUGAAUCACCAUCAAAAACUGUAAAGGAGGACAGCAUCUUUACCCAAAAGUUUUUCAGCCUUGGUCAGUGAAGUGACAAAAACUUGUUCAACGUCCUCUUUACGCCAACGGAAGGUCCAGCAAAUGGAUCAUAAGCACUUCAUCUUAACUAUAUACGGGAUCGUACUGGACGCGCCGGUCUUUUCUAACCAGCAGGUCGGGAGAUCGCUUCCAAGGUGUUGCACGACUGGAGAUUUGGUAUGACUGGCUGACGACGGUUAGUAGCCAGAAAUGAUAAUUCCAGUCUCUCUUGUUUGUGUCGGUAAUGUUCUCCUCUAUAUGUGUAUAUAACUGGAAUAUAAGUUGAUAUCAAGUAAGUUGUUUAGAAAAGCAAAAUAUAUACCCAAAGUUGCCGUUAGAAAUGCAGCGAAUUUCGAAAACAACUAACAUUCUCAGUUUGCCUAAAACAUUAUCGAUUACUGCGACUUGGCAUCGCUGAGAGUUUGUGCCAAACGGUAUUUGCCAUCGCCUCUGAUCUUCAUGCAUGCGUGAAUGAACGGAUGUCCGAUUUAACAUGGUGCGGUUCGAAUGCUGCGAUUUCAAUGCGCGGUUGCGUGUUACUGGUAGGUUGCGGAGCGGUUAUUACGCCGGCGGACUGUCUCUCGAGCGUUCAGGCAGACUUUCCGUAGUAACCGAAAAAGCCUGUCAAAAGAUCGUUACGCUAAGCUAACACUGUAUGUCGAUGAGCCAAACUGUCGCCGCUCUAAUGCCUCACCUGCUCCCAAUCUCCUUUAGAAACUGUAUGAGGCACUUUCUGAACUGACAAUGCAUCAGCUAGCGAAAUCGCCUUUGGAGUUAAUUUUGAACCUGAUUGGCCUCACGUUUGACGAACUGCCACCCAUUGACUUCGAUUUUUGGAAAGGAUUCUGUGCCGUUGCCGACCGCCUCCUCUUUUCCAGGCUCUUGUGAGUUUUAAAUUACUCUUUGCCCCCUGUAUGUGCUGAGGAUGCGGAAAAUUGAGAUUACUUGCCCCUUUUUAUUUUUUGCAGACAACGGGACAAGAAAAUGCUGACUUCAAAGGGAACCUUAGAAACGGCCGACUUCGCAACGGCAUUCAGGCAGUUUGAUGAGCUGAAUCUCACUCCCGAACUGGCCGCUCUUCUUCGCAUCAUUUAG
Molecule: messenger RNA, 4488 nt
Organism: Spirometra erinaceieuropaei
Lineage: Eukaryota; Metazoa; Platyhelminthes; Cestoda; Diphyllobothriidea; Diphyllobothriidae
Source: the annotation of a GenBank genome assembly